UUCAAAUUCACCCCCCAAUCGCUCGUGGAUCUGAAGAGAAAUUCUCAUGUCCCGAAAAGCGAACGACACGUCGCCUGCCACGCAUGAUACUUCGUUAACGAACAACAACCAACCCGGUGGUGGUAACGGCCUUCCGCCGAGCCAUCCCGGUCUGAAGCGGACUCGCAGCGCUACGCUCCGUGAAUCCUCCGGCAUGUCUUCGAGCGGCAUGGUUGGGCUGCACAUGGGCAUGUACGGCAUGCCAAACUCGCUUCCGUCCUUAGAGCAGCGUAACUCGUCGACGUUCUCCAUCAGCAGCAUUUUGCCGAUGAAUCAAUCCAUGCACAUGAUGAGUAUGCCAUCGUUUCAUCCCGACGUCGAACCAAAACAGAAAAGCACGGCGUCCGACUUUAUGUACCCCGCGGAUGUCCAGCCCAUGACGUUUGACGACAAGCAGCGACUGGUUCACCGCAUCACGAUGCUACCGAGUCAAUACUUGCGUGGAUUGAUCGACGUGAUCAAGAAGUACCAGCCCGACACGGUCCGGCAGUUGGAUGAAGAGUACGUGUUCGACUUGGAACAGAUGCAUGAAAACACGGUGUGGGCCAUCAGCGAUUAUGUGCGCGAUGCGUUCUCCGAACUGGACGAAUACGUCAAGAGCUUGACAAACGCGGGAGGUUCCAAGGGUGGGUCCCAGCCCAUUUCUCUCCAGAGCAUCGAAAACUACGAAGCACCCCGCAUCCACGACAAUACCAAUCCCGAUCACCCAUCCAACAAACGCCGCCACACGGUCACGUCCGCGAUGGUGGACCACGCGACGCGACAACAGCUCCAGAGCAAUGGCCAGGUCAAGUUCAUGGAGCAAGUGGAAAUGUACUCGAAAGUGAAGCAAGCCAAGUCCAAAACGCAGCCGUCCCAACGCCAUGCAUGCGAGAUGUGCCACAAGCAAUUUCGCGGCCGGUCCGAGCUGCAGAACCACGUGCGCACCCACACGGGCGAGAAGCCGCUGGUGUGUUCGCACCCGAACUGCGGCAAGACAUACGCGCAUAGCUCCAACUUGCGCGCACACGAGCGCAGCCACGAAGGCAUCAAGCCCUACGUGUGCCACUACGACGGGUGUGGCAAACGGUUCGCGCAUAGCGUGAGCUUGAAGGAGCACAUUUGGAUGCAUGCCGGCGUCCAGCCAUACGAGUGCCCGUUCCCUGGCUGCAUGAAGAAGUUCACCCAAGUGUCCAACUUUGCCAGGCACAAGAAGUUGCAUGUGAUUGCUGGCCACCGCGCCGCAAAAGCGGAGCCGACCGCCGCCGCCGCCGCGAUGCAUGGGGGGAAUGGCCCUAGUCAACAGCAGCCCACCGUCAACAUCUAGGGAGGUUGUCCGUGGGAUCGCGUAUUUAUGUAACCACGAUGAUCGAUUUCAUAUUUUCACAAAUGUUGGUGGAAAUCAUCGCUCAGUUGCCUCCAACUCCCCCACGGACUACGUAGUAAUACUACGUACUUUUAAGUAGUAGUACUAGUAGUACGAGAUACCGUCUGCUGCACGUCAUGUCGUACAACAUGCACACUGGGUCGGUCACCUUCCGGUGCCCUUACAUGGGCAGUCCACUCAUUCUUUCUUGCCUAAUGCGGCGUCGACGGGGCAUCAUGGCCCCCGUGAGCUUUUGCC
This is a messenger RNA of Aphanomyces astaci, 1642 nucleotides long. RefSeq lists its product as hypothetical. The coding region runs from base 47 to 1345 and encodes 432 amino acids. Gene Ontology annotation, biological process: regulation of transcription by RNA polymerase II. NCBI's taxonomy places the organism in Eukaryota, Oomycota, Saprolegniomycetes, Saprolegniales, Verrucalvaceae. The transcript is spliced from 2 exons. Gene Ontology annotation, molecular function: RNA polymerase II cis-regulatory region sequence-specific DNA binding; DNA-binding transcription factor activity, RNA polymerase II-specific. Gene Ontology annotation, cellular component: transcription regulator complex; PcG protein complex. The record is from RefSeq and is a predicted model, not a curated record.